AUGAACUCUGCAGCUUACGCUGCCCCAUUCGCCCAGGUGCAGGGCGGCAACGGUGGUAACGGCAAUACUGCUGCCGCCACGACUGGUCAACAGACUACGAACCAGGGCGGCAAUCAGCAACAACAGCAACAAGGAGCGCAGACCGGAAACCAGCAACAGCAAGGCACCACCAAUGCCCCGACUGGACUUGGCGCUGGUAUCCAAAAUGGACAAACUCCCACUGCGAACGACCUCGCUACUGCGGUCUCCAAUUGGAUGGCCGAUACCUCGAUGGUUUCUAACUUCCUCAACACUGGAGCUAGCAUCCAGAACAACGUUCAGUUCAAGCAGGCUGCCACCGUAGCCUUCAACGCCGAGGUCGAUGAGCUCAACCACAAGGCCAUCAUUGACGCUGCUAAUGGCGCGGACCCCAAUGUCAUUGCUGCCAACAGCACCCUCGCCACUGGCGGUUCUUUCCAGGAUGUCGUCGACAAGCUUCAGCAGAUGUCUGUUCAGGGAAUGGCUGCCGCUGGUAACAUCGACUUGAUCAACCAGAACCGCUGCGUUAACGUCCUCCCCAACAUUGAUGCCUACAUGGCCUCUACUGGAUCUACCUCGCAGGCAGUUCGUCCCACUGUCUGCGACCAGACUGGCGUUGCUGGUGGUGUCCAGGGGACUGGCCCCACUCAGCCUGGUGCGCCAGCAGGUAGCCCCGCCGCUGCAUUUGCCGCUGGUCAGGCUCUUGCUCAAGGAACUGGCAAUGGCCAAGUCCAGAAUACCGGAACAGCUGGUGGUGCUGCCGCCGGCAAUACUGGCACCGCUACGAACAACGGACAAGCGCCUCAGCAAGGCGCCGGCAUCUCCCCUACCAACGGACAAGCACCCCAGGGAACUACAGGUGUUCAAGCUCCCCAGCAGGGGGCUCAAGGUGCCGCUGGACAGCAGGUUCCACAACAAGGUCAACAAGCCGGACAACAAACGGGACAGCAGCAGGGACAGCAGCAAGGACAGCAAAAUGGACAACAGGCAACACCAAAUGGCGGUAACCAGAACAAUGGCAACCAACAGCAGGGAACCAAGGGUGCGGCUGCAGGACAGCAGUCUCAAGGUCAGACGCAAAACGGCGGUUCCCAGCAACAGGCAGGCAACGGUGCGGCUGCUGGCCAAGCAUCUCAGGGUCAGACCCAGGCCGGAGGUAACCAGCCCCAACAGGCAGGUAAUGGUGCUGGACAACAGUCUCAGGGCGGCAACGGUGGCAACAACAACAACAACAACAACAACAACAACUGA
Messenger RNA from Alternaria novae-zelandiae, 1269 nucleotides. RefSeq lists its product as uncharacterized. Lineage: Eukaryota; Fungi; Ascomycota; Dothideomycetes; Pleosporales; Pleosporaceae. Bases 1 to 1269 code for a protein of 422 amino acids. The transcript is spliced from 2 exons. The record is from RefSeq and is a predicted model, not a curated record.